CUGCUUCGCUACAAUAACACUACAGUUAAAUACGUGUACCACCAUGGCUUCUAACUACUAUUAUUUAGUUGCCGGUUUUUUGUUUUUAUUUUCUGCAGUUCAUUGCACUGAAAACACAUGCUAUUCCUUUGCAGGAGGACAAGUUUAUCCACAGGAAACUAAACGUACUACUGGGCACUCAAUUCAAUGGAGUCAAGCCGUUAUCUCCAAACCUGCCCCUGAUUGGAAUGGAACUGCAGUGAUUGAUGGAGAAUUUAAAGAUAUAAAAUUGGCUGAUUUUAAAGGAAAAUACCUUGUGUUUUUCUUUUACCCUCUUGACUUUACUUUUGUUUGCCCAACUGAGAUCAUUGCCUUCAGUGACCGUGCUGAAGAGUUCCGCAAGAUUAACACAGAAAUUGUUGGAUGCUCAGUGGAUUCUCAGUUUACCCAUCUUGCAUGGACCAACGUAGCAAGAAACCAAGGUGGCUUAGGGAAGAUCAACUUUCCCCUCUUGUCAGAUAUUACCCAUGAAAUUUCCAAGGCUUAUGGAGUAUACCUACAGGAUUUGGGACACAGCUUGAGAGGUCUUUUUAUCAUUGAUCCCAAGGGUGUACUGAGACAGAUAACUAUGAAUGAUCUGCCAGUUGGACGCUCUGUUGAUGAAACCCUUCGUCUUGUGCAAGCCUUCCAGUACACAGACAAACAUGGAGAAGUGUGUCCUGCUGGCUGGAAACCUGGAAGUGCCACUAUUAUUCCAGAUCCUAAAAAGGCAAAGGAAUAUUUCAAGCAACAAUCUAGUGAUGAGCUGUAACAUCCUUUCUUCCACUGGCAUUCAUACUUAGUUUGAUUGUCCCAUUAAGCCAUGGAGAAACAACUGUUGUGCUCUGUCAACUGACUGCUUUCAUUGAGAUUUGGGCUAGAUAUUACAGUUGGCUAUCUUCAAAUACAUUUAGUCAACAUAACAAAAUCAUAUUAAUAUCUCCUCUAAAUUUAUUAACAGCAACAGUACCAAUCUAUGCAUUUUGAUCAGAUAAGUUGAAAUUAAACAAAAGUAUUUGUGCAAAUAUAAUUGUUUUAAAUGAUUUUUAAUGUUUCAAAUUUUUAAAUCAAUUCUUGCUUCCAAUUUUUCUAAAAUUUGAAAAUUAUUUUAUAGAUUGUGUUUCUACCUGCAUUUAUGUUUGAUUUUUGUUUGUUACUUUGUUACAGUGCAGCUAAGUUCAAAUCCACCUGGUCUAGCUCCUUACAUUACAACAAAAAUCUUUUAUUUGUGUUCUGGUGAUGGGGCAUUUGCAAUUGUUGUCAUUUUCAUUCUAAUAUUCAUUUUUAUUUUAGCUUUUUUGCAUUGAAUAAAAGUUGUUUUAAGAAUGUGUUCUUUAAGUGUGGAUUGUUAAAAUUUUUUAACUUCAGCAAUGUCAUUUGUUGUUUGAUAUGAAGAUCUGUUUGAAGUAAAGUAUGUGUAUUUUCUUGAGUGAAUAAUGAUUCCAUUUGGUGACAUGGCAGAUUGUAUGUAGCUGUAUCAGAAUGAACAUUAAUAGCUAAAUACUAGCUUUAACUAAGUCACGACAAGUUGAAUGUAGCUAGUAGUAUGGUGUGUGGAAUUAUCUUGUUUAUUUUUCUAGUGCUUUGUCUGUUACUUGCUGAAUAAUGUUAAUAAAAUAAUUUAUAAGGGAU
Messenger RNA from Physella acuta, 1650 nucleotides. RefSeq names its product peroxiredoxin-1. The record is from RefSeq and is a predicted model, not a curated record. Gene Ontology annotation, cellular component: cytosol; endoplasmic reticulum. Gene Ontology annotation, biological process: response to oxidative stress; cell redox homeostasis; cellular response to stress. Lineage: Eukaryota; Metazoa; Mollusca; Gastropoda; Physidae. Gene Ontology annotation, molecular function: thioredoxin peroxidase activity.